This is a messenger RNA of Phaethon lepturus (White-tailed tropicbird), 944 nucleotides long. It is a transcript of the gene DRD4, whose product is annotated as dopamine receptor D4. Gene Ontology annotation, biological process: adenylate cyclase-activating adrenergic receptor signaling pathway; adenylate cyclase-inhibiting dopamine receptor signaling pathway. Bases 52 to 867 code for a protein of 271 amino acids. Gene Ontology annotation, molecular function: G protein-coupled receptor activity; dopamine neurotransmitter receptor activity, coupled via Gi/Go. The record is from RefSeq and is a predicted model, not a curated record. The transcript has 3 exons. Lineage: Eukaryota; Metazoa; Chordata; Aves; Phaethontiformes; Phaethontidae. Gene Ontology annotation, cellular component: plasma membrane.
CAGUUCCAGGGAGGUGUAUGGUCCCUCAGCACGGUGCUGUGCGAUGCCCUGAUGACCAUGGAUGUGAUGCUGUGCACGGCCUCCAUCUUCAACCUCUGUGCUAUCAGUGUGGAUCGGUUUAUCGCUGUUUCAAUCCCACUGAACUACAACCGGCGACAAAUUGACCUGCGGCAGUUGAUACUUAUCUCCACCACCUGGAUAUUUGCCUUUGCUGUAGCAUCCCCAGUCAUAUUUGGCCUCAACAAUGUCCCAAACCGGGACCCCAGCUUGUGUCAGCUGGAGGAUGACAACUACAUCGUGUACUCCUCCAUCUGCUCCUUCUUCAUCCCUUGCCCCGUCAUGCUGGUGCUCUACUGCGCCAUGUUCCAAGGACUCAGGCGUUGGGAAGAAGCCAGGAAAGCCAAGCUAAGGGGCAGCAUCUACGGCGCCAACAGGAAGCUGUAUCACCCCUCAACCUUUGUUGAGAGAGAGCAGACCAGACUGGAGCCAGAGGAUUGCAACCCUUACACCCGCUCUGACCACCCUGGGGACUAUGUGAUGAGCAAUGGGAUCCAGACUCUCUCCUACCCACACCUCAAGUACCCACACCCAGGACACAGUCGGAAGCAGGCCAAGAUCAAUGGCCGGGAGCGGAAGGCCAUGCGAGUGCUGCCUGUCGUCGUCGGUGCUUUCCUCUUCUGCUGGACACCUUUUUUUGUGGUCCACAUUACCAGGGCUCUCUGCAAGUCCUGCACCAUUCCCACUCAAGUCACCAGCACUGUCACUUGGCUGGGUUAUGUCAACAGUGCGCUCAACCCCAUCAUUUAUACAGUUUUCAACGCAGAGUUCAGGAACUUCUUCCGCAAAGUCUUGCGCCUCUUCUGCUGAGCCCACCGGAACUGGCAGGGAGAAGGAACGAGCAGGCUAUUUUUUUUGUAUAGUUCAUUAAAGAUCUAUUUCUGCCU